Sinocyclocheilus anshuiensis is the source of this 4942-nucleotide messenger RNA. It is a transcript of the gene adgrl1a, whose product is annotated as adhesion G protein-coupled receptor L1a. Gene Ontology annotation, molecular function: latrotoxin receptor activity; G protein-coupled receptor activity; carbohydrate binding. Lineage: Eukaryota; Metazoa; Chordata; Actinopteri; Cypriniformes; Cyprinidae. The record is from RefSeq and is a predicted model, not a curated record. The transcript is spliced from 25 exons. Gene Ontology annotation, biological process: cell surface receptor signaling pathway; adenylate cyclase-activating G protein-coupled receptor signaling pathway; heterophilic cell-cell adhesion. Gene Ontology annotation, cellular component: axon; presynaptic membrane; plasma membrane. The coding region runs from base 94 to 4659 and encodes 1521 amino acids.
UCCUUCAGUGAGAGGGCGUGAGGGAAGGAGUGCCCCGCAUUCAAGCGCCCACUGACCUGCACUCCCCCCCACCAGCCCUUGCUCGUCCACAGCAUGGCUCUCUCUCUCUGGAUCCUCUUUACCUGCACCAUCGCCCUGAGCAACGUCAGCCCCUCUGCCCAGGCAUUAAGUCGCUCUGCAAUGCCAUUUGGUCUGAUGCGGAGGGAGUUGGCAUGCGAGGGUUACCCCAUCGAGCUCCGCUGCCCCGGCAGUGAUGUCAUCAUGAUCGAGACAGCCAACUAUGGCCGCACGGAUGAUAAGAUCUGUGAUGCCGACCCCUUUCAGAUGGAAAAUGUACAGUGCUACCUGCCAGACGCCUUCAAGAUCAUGUCACUAAGGUAUAAUAAUCGCACUCAAUGUGUGGUGGUGGCUGGGUCUGAUGUUUUUCCUGACCCCUGUCCACCCUGUCCAGAGUACCUGGAGAUCCAGUAUGAAUGUGUACCAUACAAAGUGGACCAAAAAGUCUUUGUAUGUCCUGGGACUCUAUUAAGGGUGCAGGCAGCAAGUUUGCUGCAAGAGGCGGAGCAUCAGUCGGGGGCAUGGUGUAAGGAUCCCCUGCAGUCUGGUGACCGUCUUUACGUCAUGCCCUGGACUCCGUACCGCACGGAUAUGCUGUACGAGUAUGCUUCAUGGGAAGACUUCAAACAGAAUCGAGCCACGACCACUUACAAGCUGCCAAAUCGUGUGGAUGGAACAGGCUUUGUUGUAUAUGAUGGUGCUGUUUUUUACAACAAGGAACGCACACGCAACAUUGUUAAAUAUGACUUGCGCACACGUAUAAAGAGUGGAGAAGCCAUAGUCAAUAAUGCCAACUAUCAUGACACUUCACCGUACCGCUGGGGUGGCAAGUCCGAUAUUGACCUUGCGGUGGAUGAAAACGGUUUAUGGGUCAUCUACGCUACCGAGGCCAACAAUGGACGACUGGUGGUCAGCCAGGUUAACCCCUACACCCUGCGCUUCGAGGGAACCUGGGAGACUAGCUUUGAUAAGCGACUGGCGUCCAAUGCUUUCAUGGCAUGUGGUGUUCUAUACGCUGUCCGCUCUGUUUACCAAGACGACGACAGCGAAGCAGGUGGAGAUCUGGUGCUGUAUGCGUACAACACCAACAGAGCACGGGAAGAUCCUGUCCACAUCCCCUUCCCCAACCCCUACCAGUAUGUGUCCUCUGUGGAUUACAACCCACGAGACAAUCAGCUUUAUGUCUGGAAUAACUACAAUGUGCUGCGCUACCCCCUAGAGUUUGGCCCACCAGACCCCACUGCUGGUCCACUCGUCACCACUCAGAUGAGCAGCAGCACCACCACCGCAGCAAGACCUGUCACUUCCAGCUCCAUCCCCUCAACCAUGCGACCUCUGCCCCCAACUGCUCACCCGAUAGGGGCCAUCAACAAGGCACCAGAUCUGCGACCUAUCACCGCCACUGUGCCGGUGACUCGCAGACCCCUGCGUGUCCCACCACAGGGCCCUGAGCUCCAAGUGUGUGAAGCCAGAGUAGCCCGAGGGGUGCAAUGGCCUGCCACCCAGAGGGGGGAGACUGUAGACAGGCCUUGCCCUAAAGGAUCACUGGGCAUUGCGUCCUUUCAGUGUCUGUCCUCUCCUGUGCUAUGGAAUCCUCGCGGCCCUGAUCUAAGUAACUGCACCUCGCCGUGGGUCAACCAGGUGGCCCAGAAGAUAAAAAGUGGAGAGAAUGCUGCAAACAUCGCCGCUGAGCUGGUGAACCACACGCAGGGCCACAUUCACGCCGGUGAUGUCAGUUCCUCUGUCAGACUCAUCGAGCAGCUAUUGGAUAUAUUAGACGCACAGCUGCAAGCACUCAGACCCGGGAAUAAGGAAUCGGCAGCCAGGAACUACAAUAAGUGGCAGAAGAGAGAGAGGACCUGCCGGGCUUAUGUUCAGGCGGUUGUGCAGACUGUGGAUAAUCUUUUGCGUGCCGAGGCUUUAGAGUCAUGGCAGGACAUGAACAGUACGGAGCAGGCGCACACCGCCACCAUGCUACUGGACGUCAUGGAGAAAGGAGCCUUCCUGUUGGCCAAUAACAUGUACAAUAAUCACUUCUCAGACCACGCUGCCAAUGUCGAUCUAGAGGUGCGUGUGUUGAACACAGAGACAGAUUCUCAGGAUUUGUCGUUCCCUCAGAGCGGUCCCAGUGACAGCAACAUCCAGCUCUCGGCUUCCACCUUCAAACAAUACAGCCGCAAUGGCCGGGUAAAAGUGGUCUUCGUGCUCUAUAAGAAUCUGGGUUCGUUCCUGUCCACUGAAAACGCAACCGUGAAGAUGGAAAUGGAGGCGGGGCCCGGUGGGCGGGGCCUGGCAGUGAAUUCACACGUCAUCGCAGCGUCGAUCAAUAAAGAGUCCAGUCGAGUGUUUCUGACUGAGCCUGUGGUGUUCACACUUAGACAUUUACAGCUGGAGAAUCAUUUCAGCCCAAACUGUUCAUUCUGGAACUACUCUGAGCGUUCAAUGACGGGCCAGUGGUCAUCUCAGGGCUGCAGGCUGAUGGAAACCAACAGCACACACACAACUUGUUCUUGUAGCCAUCUAACCAACUUUGCCGUUCUCAUGGUACACCACGAACCCAACUAUCCAGGCAGGAUGCACGAGCUGAUCCUCUUUGUGAUCACAUGGGUGGGUAUCGUCAUUUCACUGGUGUGUCUCGCCAUCUGCAUCUCCACCUUCUGCUUCCUGCAAGGUUUGCAGACCGACCGCAACACCAUCCACAAGAACCUCUGCAUCAACCUCUUCAUCGCCGAGCUCCUCUUCCUCAUCGGCAUCGACAAGACACAGUACCACAUUGCAUGCCCCAUUUUUGCAGGCCUGCUGCAUUUCUUCUUCCUGGCUGCGUUCUCCUGGAUGUGUCUGGAGGGAAUCCAGCUGUAUCUGAUGCUGGUGGAGGUCUUUGAGAGCGAAUACUCCCGAAAGAAAUACUACUACCUGUGCGGCUAUUGCUUUCCCGCCCUUGUGGUGGGCAUCUCAGCAGCCAUUGAUUACCGCAGCUAUGGGACUAAGAAAGCGUGCUGGUUGAGAGUGGAUAACUACUUCAUCUGGAGUUUUAUCGGCCCCGUGUCCUUCAUUAUCAUGUUAAACCUGGUGUUCCUCAUGAUAACACUCCACAAGAUGGUCCGUAACUCAUCCGCCCUCAAACCCGACUCCAGUCGCCUGGACAACAUCAAGUCCUGGGCUCUGGGGGCUAUCGCACUGCUCUUCCUCUUGGGUCUGACCUGGGCCUUCGGCCUCCUCUUCAUCAAUGAGAACACCGUCAUCAUGGCAUAUCUUUUCACCACCUUUAAUGCCUUCCAGGGCAUGUUCAUCUUCAUCUUCCAUUGUGCUCUACAGAAAAAGGUGCAUAAGGAGUACAGCAAGUGCCUGCGUCAUUCUUACUGCUGCAGUCGCACCUCCACUACGAGCUCUCAUGGAUCGCUGAAGAAUUCUGCCCUUCGUGCCAACAACCGCUACUACACCGGCAGCCAGGCACGUCAUGCAGCGGUACACAGACAGAGUCGAAUUCGUCGUAUGUGGAACGACACGGUGCGAAAGCAGACAGAGUCAUCCUUCAUGGCUGGAGACAUCAACAGCACUCCCACUCUGAACCGUGGUACACUGGGGAACCAUCUUCUGACGAACCCCGUGCUGCAAACCCGUACAGGAACCUCUCCUUAUAACACACUGCUGGCUGAGACGUUUACCCCGCCCUCGCCUGGAGUCUUCAACUCUACUGGAACUUUCCGUGACCCAAAGAGCACACUGUCUAAGAACCGAGAUCAUGGAGGCAUGGAGACGCUACCUCUGAAUGGGAACUUCAACAACAGCUAUUCUCUGCGUAGUGUCGGGGGUUCGGGAGCUCCCGGGGGCAGCUGUGACUUCCUGGGAGGUGGAGGUGGAGAUAGCCCCCCUCCCCUACUCAAUCCCCGCAGUUCAGAAACUCUCGGUGGCAUACGGAGAAACCUCUCGGAUGCAGCAGCGUUCGAGAAGAUGAUCAUAUCUGAACUUGUGCACAAUAAUCUCCGAGGCAGUGGAGGGGCUGGGGGCGGUGACAGAACAUGUGGUAGCCUGGUCAGAGGACAUGGGCACAUGGGAAUGGGGCGGGGCGAAGGCGGGGCAGAGCCGGUGAUAGGCAUGGAGAACGACGAAGACUUUCGUUCGAGAGAAGCACGACAGCGCACGCCGCAAGACGUGGAACUGCUGUACAAGGCUCUGGAGGAGCCCCUGCUGCUGCAGCGUGCCCAGUCCGUGCUCUACCAGAGUGACCCAGAGGAGUCCGAAAGCUACACAGCCGACUUGACCGAGAGUUUGGGCCACAGCGGUCAAAGUGCAGCAGGCCAGGGCCACAACGGAGCCCCCGAUUCACCUGCGCGGGACUCCCUCUUCACCAGCAUCACCAACCUGCAAGAUUCACCCUACCCCGACAGCAGCCCAGAGCCGCUAGAGGUGGUUCCGCGCUCAGCCCAGCCUCCGGAGGAGCUGUACUACAGCUCGGGUCGGCCUGCCAUAGGCUCCCGCGGAGCCCCCAUGCAGACCUUCUACCAGGCUCCACCUAGGAGACCAAGCACUGAAGCCCACCCCGCCCCUGAGCCCCCUCACAGUGAGGGAGAUGGACAGAUGCAGCUGGUCACAAGCCUGUGACUACGAGGAAGAGGUGGAGGAGACAGAGCGCCACAGGGUCUGAUGCAAAGUGCCGAUGGCGAUGAUGGACUCCUCUCCUGUCUCUGACGCCCUCCUUAUGUCUGGUUGCCUUUUUGCUCUUUCAUUUGUUUUGAAGUAAGAGGUAAGGAAAGCCUAAACAGGGAGAGCGACAGAGAGGUUUGUCUCCAUGGCAGCAGGCUCUCUGAAGUGCUGUGUAACCACUCUGCCCUCUCAUCAGCAUCAUUUUCUCCUCCAUCCUCACACACACACACACACACACACA